Molecule: messenger RNA, 6238 nt
Organism: Cynoglossus semilaevis (tongue sole)
Lineage: Eukaryota; Metazoa; Chordata; Actinopteri; Pleuronectiformes; Cynoglossidae
Gene: qser1
Product: glutamine and serine rich 1
Exons: 13
Coding region: 281-5257 (1658 amino acids)
Source: RefSeq, a predicted model, not a curated record
GGUGGAGGGAAGAACAAGUCAGAAAACUUGUAGCCAAAGUGUCUGCGGUGCAUCCUGGGAAAACCAACUAAUAUGGGGACGUGAAAGCAUGCAGGCUUUUCACUGCUCCACAUGACGGGAGAUGAACAACAAUUAACCACUAGGAAGAAGGAGGAGGGAAAACGGCACAUUUUAUCCAAAAUAUUGCAGCCGAACUGUAGCCACGGGACCCGGACCUUGCUGCUACCAUGUGUGCCCACUGCUCCACGAAGCUCCGCCGGGGAAGUGAAUCCUUCACCGGAUGAUGGACAGGAUUUACCCGACUUCCAGCUUCGCGGACGCGCUGGCUUCACCAGCACACACCGUAGCUUCGUGGGCCUAUGACCGCAGCUCAGCGACUAUCAAACCGAGUUCCAGUUAUGUUGCGACAAAUAUCGACGCAGAGCUUCUCUCGCGGCAGAGCUUCUCCUCCAUCCACCAGCUUCCUCCCUACACUACAUCACACCCUCCUGCUGCAGCAGGGACUCUUGACUCAAACAGCAACAGUUCUGAGAGCUCAAUCAUGAGCUUCCUGUCAGCCAUGGAGUCCAGGAGCCUUCAGGCUGGUCCUGUUAGUGCCUCACUGCUGUCUUCAUAUAGACCACCGUCAUGGCCUGUUUGUACAAACUCUUCCACCACAGAACUCUACUUGACUGGUGCUCUGCCUUCCACAGCCACUUUUCCUUCGCCCGCUGCUUUGUCCACCUACCAACACACCGGUGCCUACCCCUCCAGGAGUUACACUACCAACCCUUCUUUGUCUCUCCAGGACCCAGCCUUCAGCACUUCCAGCAAUGGCCUUUUUUCUCAUCACGACCCCCUCCUGCAUCUCAAAUCUAGCCAGACCGUACUUCCCACUGCCCUUGCCUUCAAUCCUUUGUCUUGCCCUACUCUGGGCUCUACACUACCUGUCCAGUCGUCCACUUACCGCUCAGCCCAGGAGUCAGCCCCACACCUGCUACAACCCCAGUUCAGUCUGCUCCCUUCUGCCCUCCCUGCUCCUCAUAGUGCCCCACAGCCAUAUGCAACCACAGUAUUUUCAGGUUCUAUUGAAAGAGCUCUUCAACGUGAAUGUAGUGUGAUCAAACACCACCAGAGGCCUUCCAGUAGCCACGCAGCCUCAGAGCAGAUGUCCACAUCAGAACACUCCUUACCGGGCUAUUUUGGCUCUGGCUCUGAAGCUGAUGUGUCCUACCAACAGGACCCCUCCCAUCAGAGUCAAGUAUCCUGUAGCCCACCAACAGUGAAUUCAUCUCAAGGGGUCAACAGGGCUUCACAACUCAAAACGGACACAGUUACUCAGACGUUUUCCACCAUUACUGUGCCAAAGGACAGAGACGGCUCUGGCAAAGUGGCCCCUCACCCACCUGGAGGUGAGGAGAACCACAGCCACACUCGGAGCCUGUCAGGUGAGUCUCCCGAGCAAUAUUCUUCCCCAGGCCAGAACCAGAACCCAGUGAUUUCCAAUCAGCAGUCACUUCACUUGUCCAACCUCAUGUCUAGCAGUCUGUCUCAGUCCUAUGUUACUGCUGAGACACAGUCAUCGCCCUCCAGCUCCACUUCAUCUCUCUACAAGACUAUGCCCGCCCUCCCCAGCCAAUCUCCCAAUGUGGCAACUGUUAGUCAAACCCUUGUUUCCUCCACCAGUCCUGGCUUUAGCCAGGAGCAGGAGGUUCAUUAUAGAGCCCAGGGCCAGAGCUUGUGUCAGGGUAAUCUCUCCGACAGUUACCCCUCUUCUCACUCUCAGGGUACUCCAAAUGUGACGUUUUCAUCCGAGUCACAGGAGCAUGCCUCUGUGACUCAGAGCUACGCUACAGGACAAUCCCUUAAUCAAUCCCUGAACUCCUCUUACGCAGCCACAUGUGUGAGGAGUCUGCCUGCAUCCAAUUCAACACAGGACUACAACCUCAUGCAAACCUCAGCAGGAGGUAAAGCAAAUGACGCACUGUCCCAGGAACACACACAGCCACAAAAAUAUGUUUUUCCUGCGCCGCAGCCAACAUAUUCUUUAGCUGGUCAAACCUUACAAAACAACAUCAGAUGUUCCGUGUCGGACAUAAAGCCAACGUAUAGCAAACAGAAACUGGAAGAGCUUCCGAUGCAGGACCUAGAGGCUCUUCAGCAGGCAGCUAUGGAGGGUUCUGCAGCAGAUCAUAAUAUUCUAGGCCACAAUGUCAUCUAUGUUGUUUCAAAAAUGGACGAACAUCACAAAAUGCAAAGUGUUAUACGAAGCAAUUCACGGUCCGAUGACCAGCUUGUGGGUCUGACUCAUGCGCACACAGAACAGAUAAAGAAUGAAAGAAUGGGUUCUUUGAGCCAACACCAUAUUUAUUUGAGCAGUGAUAAAGACAGUGUAGGUUUAAAAUCUGCCAACUCCAGUAUUAUAUCUUCCCAUGGUCUGAGCGCAGAUCAACUGAAGCAGCACUCUCUCCAGCUCAAAUCCUCAGAGCCACAUCAACAAAACCACCAGAAUCAAACUCAGUCCCAAAGCCAGACCUCGGUAGCCGCCACUCAGUUUAUCACAGUCCCCAGCAGUCAAGUUCUUCUAGAGCCCAGUCAGAUGAUUCUGCUUCAGCAGUCCAUCGUCCACCAAGGUCAGAACCCUUCAAAGAUGUCUCGGGGCUUGAGCCCUGUUCCUGUCCAGUAUCGAGAACUACUUGGUCCCACUGUCACGGAAACCCACAGUCAGCAGGUGGCAGUGGUGUCUGAGCAGAACUCAGGAUGUUCUGAUGCUGCUAAACACCAUUACAGCCAUUCGGCCAAUCAGCAUUCCAACGAUGCCAAGAACCAGUUCACUCUCAACUCCAUUUGCUUCCCUGACUCCAUGCUACUCGGAGAUGACCGAAAUAUUUUGUCGAAUGUUGACGACAUUCUAGCUGCCACUGUCGCAGCCUGUGGUGUCACACCACAAGACUUUGUCAAAGCCGCGUCAACCGCCGAGGCAGAGAUGGCGGUCAUGACAAGUCUCUCGGAUUCGAAGGGCCACUACCAGACUGUGGAAAUGAACAGCAUGUCAACAAACUUCUCUGCUGCAGCACAACAGCAAAUCAUCACCAACACUAACGCUCACACGUUGACCAUGACACUAAAUGGACCACAGAUGGCUACGGACCCUCAGUCUGUUCACCACAGCAGUGGUUCUGAAAUCAACGCCAACGGAGAAAGACGAAGCUCUGACGCCGAUUAUCACCUAAGUGGGCAAGUGUAUGACCCCUCCCAUCUGCAGGGGAGAGUUAAUGCAAGUGUCAAAUGUAUCAAAACAGAGGACGACAGUGGAGAAGAGUUCCCCAAAAAGAAGGCUCGCUCCAAAAGUAAAUCCAUUGGUUCUAAGGAGGACAGUGGACAGGCCAGAGCGGCCAAGCGCAACGGUCAAACCAAGCACAUGAACAACAGGGUUGGUGAUGUCGGCUCACCAUCUUCUUCUUCCCAAAGUGUAUAUGAUGGUUGUCCACAGCAGGAGAGGAUCAGGCAGAAGCUCCGUGAAGUUGAAGAAAAACAACCGGAGAUCAAAACUGGCUUCAUCGGCUCCUUCCUGGACUUCAUAAAGUCUGGCCCCAAGCAGCAGUUCUCGCCGAGUCCCACAAGAACUAUAAGCCGACCCAAAAAGGUGGUCACCCUGUCCAAACCACCUUCUUAUACUCUGCCACCUUUGCCACCCAAAGUGCAGAGUCUGCCAGUGCCUGUGAUUUCCCAGGAAAGUCCAUUAGUGACCUCUCAGCAGAAACGUCUGAAUGAAGAGCUGCAGAAAAACUUGGAGACGCUCCCGUCCUUCAGCUCAGACGAAGAGGAGAACACUGGAAAGAACCAGGCCCUGAGGAACAGCAUCAGCUCAGCACUGUCAUCUCUGGACGACUCUUCAGAAAAGAAAACACGAACAGACAUCCAGGUCCCUGGUUUGAUCAUGAAACCACACCAUGUGGCCAUUGUGCCACCUGCAAUAAAAGAGACACUUUUCCCACCGCUUAUCACUCCACAAACCACAGCCAUGGUCACCGGAGGAUCUACAGUUGCUGCCACAGAGGACACUAAAGAGGACGCACCAGACAUGGCCGCCAUGCAGCUGAUGAGUGUGGCUAUAGAGGGACUGACUGAUGAAGAACUGUCUGACAGCGGGGGAGAGGGAAUGUACCGGGAGAGAGACGAGUUUGUGGUCAGAAUUGAGGAUAUUGAAGGUUUAAAGGUGACCAUGACAUCUGGGGCUGAGCCUCCUGCCAUCUGGAAAGUCCAGAAGGCUCUGCUGCAGAAGUUUGUGCCUGAGCUCAGAGAUGGGAAGAGAGUUUUCUCAGCUACAAACAGUUAUCUUGGAUACUUCGGUGAUGCAAAAACCAUGUACCAGCGUGUCUACGUGAAAUUCUUGGACACAGUCAACAAAAGGGAAUACGUCCGUGUUUGUAGUCGGAAACCUCGAUGCAAACCCAUGAACUCCCUGAGGGGAGUUCAGGUGAAGACCCUGCUGGGCCUGACCGCCAAUACUUCACCAAUCAGCCAGAGCCAAAAGGCUCGACCCAAACACCCUAAACCAAAGGCGGAGCCUCCGCCUAAGAAGAGGAAGAAGUGGAAGGAAGAGUUUUCCCCUGCUCCAUCUGCUUCAUCUGCAGAGGAAGGUGCAGAAGAUAAUGGGUCCAACCCUUCAGGGCUGUUAAAUCUACGAGUUCUCAACACACGACACAUGAAGGAGACGUUCAGGAGUUUUGUAGAGCUGCUGAUUAGUGUUGCCUUAGACGAAGAUGUGAUGACAGCGUUGGAGAGGGCCAAUGACGAGUUGCUGCUUCCACAUAUGAAAAGAGUGGAAGGGCUGAUCACUGACAACAGGAAACGGCUGCUCCACAAACUGCACAUAGGUCAGGUCCUCAAGACGGCCCUUGACAGCUUCCCAGAGAUCUCAGUGGUGACAGAACUGAAGAAGGACGGAGAAACCCCGGCCUUCAAGGUGCGACUGAGUGGGAAGGCCUACAACAAGAAGACCAUGAAGCCUUACAAGAUGAACAACAAAGUGCCACAGGAGUAUACAGUGGACCAGCAAAAAACGCAAUGGUUUUCUUUGUACCACUCUCUGCAGCAUUACAAAUACCACACAUACCUCAUGUGUAAAGACGAGAUUGCAUCCCUCAGGGUGCAGACGGGUGACCUGGGUCAGGAGGAAACUGUGCAGAAGUGUCUGCAGAACGGAGCUUGGGUGGAAGGGCUGUUUGAUCGCUUCGGAGAACUGAUCAGUCAAGUGCAGCAGGCCUGCCAGUGAUGCAACAUCAGGGGUUGGUUUAAAAAAAAAAAAAAAAAACAAAAAAACAAGAACUUGAAAACACAGGACGGCGUACGUCUUUCCUUCUAGCCAUGCAGAGAUUUGAACCAGGAACAGUAGACUUUUCUUGGAGACAUUUGGAGGUUAACAGUAGGACAGCAGUACUAUUUACAGAAAAGCAGUGGAGGACGAGGACUUGUCUGGGACGACUUGGGAAGAUCCGGACAUGGUGUCUCUCACCGCCUUGUAGCUUUUGUUUUUACAAAACUAAUUUUAUGGCCCUUUAAAAAAAACAAAAAAACAUUUUAUUGUUAUUUUAGCUAAAUACAUGAUUGUAACCGGUGAGUGUUCACUAGAUAGAAAGCCACUGGCAAAAACGUAGAGCACAGGAUAUAAACUUCAGGAACGCACGUUCAUUUGUAACAAGCCUUCAUCUGUCAUUUCAUUUGGAGGCUAAGAGAUGCUAUAUUGUAAAAAAAAAAAAAGUCUAUACAUUAUAUAUUACCUAGUUGUAUACUGUUUUGUACAUUUUUGUGGAAUGCCAACAUAUAUAUAUAUAUAUAUAAAUAUAUAUAAAUAUAAUGUACAUUUGUAUAAAAAGACCAGGUAGGUGGGAACUGUAGCAGUUUUUAGUAAAAAGGUAAAAGUAUUAACACAGUUAAAACUGUAUCUAUAUUGUGGUUAAACUUAAAUAAUCCUUUGUUUAAACAAAAAAAUCUAAACAUUGCAGUUUUGCUGCUACUUUUCUGAAAUUUACAUAAUCAACUUUUAUCAUUGCCUUGAAUCAUUAAGAAUAAUUUUCUAAACAAAUAUCUUUAUAUUCCCUGACAAACAUAGCUCACUAUUUGACGAAUAGAUAUAUAUAUAUUUUUUGACACAGGUAAAUAUUGUUUUUAGGACACUUUUUUAACAGUUGGUUCUUCAUAGGCCAGUCACGUGUUUUAAGCUUUCCUAUUUGUAAAUAAAUUUUUCGCAUGUAUU